This is a messenger RNA of Aethina tumida (small hive beetle), 1628 nucleotides long. Its product is annotated as sorting nexin-30-like. The transcript is spliced from 5 exons. The record is from RefSeq and is a predicted model, not a curated record. Gene Ontology annotation, molecular function: phosphatidylinositol binding. Bases 59 to 1441 code for a protein of 460 amino acids. Lineage: Eukaryota; Metazoa; Arthropoda; Insecta; Coleoptera; Nitidulidae.
GUAGGUGUCCCAUUUAAAACACCAAUAACCUAGUUCCGAAUAGAAACAGAGUAAAAAAAUGGCUAAUACGUCGGCUGUGCUGGAUGUGGUAACGGAAAGUCGAGACAUAUCGUCGUUGCUGAAGGACAAAGAUACGGACAGGUCGAGUAUAUGUAGUGGCAAUUCGACGUUCGAUAAUUCCCUUGUGCAGUCGCCCAGUUUGGAAAGUUUUUCGACCAUUCACGACAUCGAGAACUUGUCGGAAUUGAACAUGGACGAGAAUUCGGAUCUUUGCGUCAAAAUUGACAACCCCCAGAAGCAUUUGGAGACCUUGGAGACCUUUAUUACAUUCAGAAUCACUACAAGAGUUGCUAGGAUUGAAUACAAUGAUAAUGAGUAUGUUGUGCGGAGGAGGUACAAUGACUUUAUAUGGCUUCGACAAAGAUUACUUGAGUGCCAUCCUUUCUGCAUUAUUCCUCCACUACCAGCAAAGCAUUCAUUAAUGGGGCAGUUGGAUAGGUAUUCCAAGGAAUUUAUUAUUUUAAGGAUGAAAGCACUGAAUGUUUUCAUAAGCAGAAUUGCCCAACAUCCAAUACUAAGUUGUAAUGAACAUUUCAAGAUUUUCUUAACAUGCCAACAGUCUGAUUUCAACAUAUAUCGCAGGCAACGUCCUCACACCGACAACAAAAUACGUACACUAAGUCAUGCCAAUUCCAGUCACUCCAUCCUCAAAAACCGUCAUAUCGAAUUCGAUAAGACUAAGACUUAUCUAACCACUCUCGCGGAAAAAAUUUCGUCUAUAGAAAAAAUUUCUAACCGCAUCAAUAAAGAACGUGCUGAACUAAUAACAGAGUUGAACAGUUAUCACCCAAUAUUCACCUCUUGGGCCACAACUGAGCCGGAAUUGAGCGACUUGCUACAGAAUAUCGGCAAUGCUCUCGAGAGAAGUACGGCCGCUCAAAACUCGCUGGUUCAGAGUUACUGCAACACUGUAGGGAAUCCCAUUAAAGAUUUUUUGGCAUACAUAGAUGUGGUGCAGGACACUUUAAAGAAACGGGAGUCGUAUCAAUGUGCAUACGAGAUUUCAAUGGAGGAACUAAACAAAAGGCACAAUGAGAAGGACAAGUUAGUUGCCAAUAGUCAGAAUUCAAACCAAACUUCCGGUGGAUUUUCGUUGUGGAGACAGCCCAGUUGCGACGAUAAACUGGAAAAACUGGGGACCUACAUUCCUCAGUUGCUGAAGAAGGUGGAAUCGAAUCAGGAUAAUUUGGAGUGUGCCAAUGAAUCUCUUAGAAGCGACCUGGAGAGGUGGCAAUUAGAGAAACAGCAAAUUUUGAAAAAGAUUUUAUUAGAUUUUGUAAAUAAGCAGAUUAAUUAUUAUCAGGCAACGACCAAUGCUUGGGAACACGUUACCAAUGAGUUAACGCAACAAAAUAUGGCUUUAAGAAACUCAUCAAAGUGAUAUUAUUUAAGCAAAUAAUAGCGAUCUCAUUACUUUACAUUCCAGUUGUUUGUAUAUACAUUUAACUGCGAUACAAGAAGUCUAGUCUUGUUUACUGAUGUAUAUUUAUUUUAUGUGUUUUGGGAAAGAUUAAUAAGUAAUUGGUUAUAUUAAUAAUACAAUAAAUUCGUAAAUUAAUUAAAACUUU